AUGGAAAACGCAAACCUGUGGACUAGGCGCUCGAAUGCUGGCAAGCUUUCUUUGUCUAUGAGAGAUCAAGAAGGCAAAGACGGUGCCAAAUUAGAUUCCCCACGCGCAUUCAAUUCGAGACGGUUUGGCGACUCGUCCUCGCACGGAAAGACGAACCCUUUCAACGCCCUAUCUCCAUCUGCAACCAAAUCACCUUCAGCUAGCGCGUCCUCUGCCUUUGGGCUCGGUAGUGGCGCAUUUGCCUCCUUCGGAUCGGCAAAGACCCCCAAGACUCCUGGCAGCGGGUCUGGUUUUGAUUUUUCGUCGCGCGAGAAGAAGGAGAAGGAUACAGAGACGAGAACCGACGCAUCUGGACAGGAGCAACAAACCGAGGCGCCUUCACCAUCGCCGGUCCCGACACAUCAACUUCGAAAUACUUGGAAUCUCUUUUACCGACCCCCGGCGAACAAAUUUUCCGACUACGAAAAGUCCAUUCUCAAGGUUGCCUCAAUCAGCUCGGUAGAGAGUUUCUGGACGAUCUAUUCACAUCUCAAGCGGCCAUCCCUGUUGCCGACAGUAUCAGAUUACCACAUUUUCAAAGACGGCAUCCGCCCAGUGUGGGAGGACGAAGCCAAUAAGAAGGGCGGGAAGUGGGUUGUCAGGCUGAAGAAGGGGGUUGCUGAUCGAUAUUGGGAGGAUUUAUUGCUCGCCAUUAUCGGCGAUCAAUUUUUGGAAGCUGGGGACGAAGUCUGUGGUGCUGUCCUUAGCGUGAGAAGUGGUGAAGAUGUCCUGAGUGUCUGGACAAAGAUCGACGGAGGUCGGAAUAUCAAAAUAAGGGAAACUAUCAAAAGAACUCUGGCUUUCCCGCCCGAUACCAACAUCGUGUGGAAGAGCCACGAUGACAGCAUCGCCCAGCGGUCCGCCCUGGACGAAGCACGACAACAAAAGGCAAAUGCCACUCCGGGACAUCCUGGGGCGGAGAGGCGCCGCCAGACUCUGCAUGACGACCCGGAAAAGAACAAGGCAAGGGUAGCAUCAUGA
Messenger RNA from Exophiala dermatitidis NIH/UT8656, 1020 nucleotides. Its product is annotated as translation initiation factor eIF-4E. The record is from RefSeq and is a predicted model, not a curated record. Gene Ontology annotation, cellular component: eukaryotic translation initiation factor 4F complex; cytoplasm. Gene Ontology annotation, molecular function: RNA 7-methylguanosine cap binding; translation initiation factor activity. The transcript has 3 exons. Lineage: Eukaryota; Fungi; Ascomycota; Eurotiomycetes; Chaetothyriales; Herpotrichiellaceae. The coding region runs from base 1 to 1020 and encodes 339 amino acids. Gene Ontology annotation, biological process: translational initiation.